This is a messenger RNA of Photinus pyralis (common eastern firefly), 3478 nucleotides long. Its product is annotated as adenylate kinase isoenzyme 1-like. Bases 1504 to 2169 code for a protein of 221 amino acids. Gene Ontology annotation, molecular function: ATP binding; AMP kinase activity. The transcript has 4 exons. Gene Ontology annotation, biological process: nucleobase-containing compound metabolic process. NCBI's taxonomy places the organism in Eukaryota, Metazoa, Arthropoda, Insecta, Coleoptera, Lampyridae. Gene Ontology annotation, cellular component: mitochondrion; cytoplasm. The record is from RefSeq and is a predicted model, not a curated record.
AAAAAUAAAGUUAAUGAUCUCUCCGAAACGAAACGUUGUAUUUAAAAAUCCCUCAACGCUGUUUUGUAUAGCUCAAAUUGGUUCAAAUAGUACCAAUGAGAAAGUUUUUUAUUUUUUGUAUUUGUUGAAAUAACAUUAAAAAAACGGCAAAAAUCGGUUUUUCUAUCAUAUCUUCGGAAGUAAUCGGAAUUUUGUGGUUUUCUUGACAGAAUGAUAAUAACUCUUCAAUUGCGUAGUUUUCCCUAAUUUGACCAUCUUCGUAUUUUCCAUGGGUUCCGAGAUCCCCUAAUCCCUUCUCUGGGACCUACACUGUGUAGGUAUACGAAAAGUUAUGGCCAUUUGGCGAGUUAAUUUUGCAAGCAAGCAAUAUUCAGAAAAUCAAAAUUUGAAAUCAAUUUUCAGAUAAAUCUAUACGCGAGUAAAAAAUGACGUGAUCUUUACGACGGCUCAAGACCGAUUAAUUCAUUCCUCUCUUUUCGAGUAGUUUUAAUUAAGAAGACAGUUUCCUUAAACAUAUUCUUCUUCUUGGAAAAAUCAAAGAACUAUGAAAUUCUACAUUCACAUAAACUCUUUAAUUAAUGUAAAAUAGUCUGUGUAACGGGAGCCUUUUAGUAGUUUAAUUUUUCGAAUUUUUGUAGGGUUGAAAGUUGAAUUUAGUUACGAAGGGUGUCCAUUAUAGGGUUGAUAAUUCCAAAAUUAUAGUAAAUCGAGGUUUUUAAAGGUUCUUCGCUAUGUAUAGCUUUUGGCGACAUUGAGUUCCAUAUACUUUAUAACCUGUUAAUGAAUUUCGGAAGCUCUUGACCCUAGCGCUAACGUAAUUUGCGGAUUUAAACAAAUCAAAUAGCUAGUGGUAAGAAAUGACCGAUUUCAUUUGCGCCAUUUUGGGGUAUGAAUUAAUUAGAAAAUUAGGUAGGGAUGCGUCAUUGAGAAGAAAAAUAAAGACAUUCUUGUUGGAGUCAUAUAGCGAUGUUCAGUUGUUCGAAAACAAAAUGUUAUUUAUAUUUCCAGGUUUCAUAUUAAUUAAUGAAAGUCUCCUCACUGAGUCAAAUAUUUAAUAUUAAGAGGUGUUAUGUAUGAGGUACUUGAUAUUCCAUUUUCUUGUACAAGUUUUGUCAAGGGGAUUUUUGCACUUUAGAAAUAGAGAACUUGGCUACCUAUCGUUUCCGUAAAAUUUUUAAAUUGGCCAUUUUAAAUAAAUCUGGUUUAUUUGUCUGGAAGAAAUAAUAGAAGGUUGAAAUCGAAAGUUGAUCAAAAUUUGAAUAUAUAUUAAAAUUAUUAACCAUCAAGGUGGUUGAAGGUGAAGCGAUCAGAUUUUAACUUUUCAUGUGGAAAACCAAAGAAGUUUUUUGACUGUGUGAAAUGUGCCAGGAUAAGUAGUGUGAACGUCACUCCAUUUUAGGCCUACUUCUAGAUCGCAGACACCGUACCUAACAACCAUUUAGUUUGCGAAGUGACGUUUUAUUCUCUCAAAACGUAUCUUUGUGAUAAACAUUUUGGAUUAAAAUGGGAGUGUGUUGUUCUACCUUAGAAAAAGACCCAAGCUUUCAACGUCUCCCCUACGAUAUGUCUAAGCUAACAACAAAUCCCGUUCCGUUUAUAUGGAUGGUAGGUGCUUCUGGUACGGGACGUCACCUUCACGCCCGCACGAUAUCAGAAAAAUUUAUUUACGAACUGAUAUCGGUCUCAAAUUUACUGCAAAGCGAAGGAAACCAGCCGACUGAACGGGGGAGAAUAGUCCAUGAUGCUCUUCGGGAUUCAACACGCAAAGUACCCGACGAGAUAGUGAUAGAUUUACUUAAAGAAGAAAUUCUAUCAAAGGUUCGUGGAAGUAACGGUUUCCUAUUUAAUGGUUUUCCUCGUACCGCUCAGCAGGCGUCCAUGUUCGUAAAAGAAAUUGGAAAUGUUGAUGCCAUUAUAUAUUUGUAUACCGAUAUGCAAGUAAUGAUAUCGCGAAUUCGGGAAAAGAAAAGCAAAAAUCUUCACGAGAACCUACUCAAACGCCAAAUUCGUACUUAUACGAAGGAAGUAAAAAAGGCCGUAUCUAAAUAUGGGGCUAAAAUAGAAAAGGUGUGUGCCGAUGGUCCUCCGGGCGUUGUCUACGGUCAUAUAGAAGCAGCAAUAAACGUACGGUUGCACGUAAGAGCUACGUCUAUAUACAGCCGAAAUUAAAGUUAGACACGAAUUUGUUUUCUUCUAACAGAAUAAAGAUUACAAUAUUUGCUUUCUGCAUUCUCAUUCAAAUUUAAAAAUUCAGAUAUACUACUGGUAACCUCCCUCAUCUACUUCAAAACACUCUCUGCAGUCCGGGGGUUCGUUGAAUUCCUACACGAGUGCCUACUUAUGGAAGGGUAAAAAGCAAAAUGUAACACCUAGUAGGUAUAAACAGAUUUUGUACAAUACGAAGGUAACGUAAGGGUAUCCUUUUACUGUUUAAAUGAUAAAUAUUUCAUUCUUUUUACCCUUAAAGGCACGGUAAUGAAUUGAACAUACAAAAACAAGAAAAAUGCGAUUGCACAGUAUUGAAGUCUUUCCCGGUGCAUUCGGUUCGAUUACGAACUGCUUUACUAGCGUAUUUCCACAAGGUCGGACUUAUUUAUUAUUACAAAUCUAAUAUCUAGAAAAAUAACUUGUCAGAAGUUUCUGGUGACGUAAGGGGAAUUUCUCACGGAUUCGGCGGUUUUUAAGCUGACCUGAAUCGGAUCUGACUGACCAAAACUGUCGCCUCCGCGGCCCAUAUUUGCCAAAAAAUUUACCCAACAAAAUUUUGAAAAAAAAACCAAUCCUCUAAUGAGACCACGCUGUGCAUUUUAUAACAUUUAUCUAUCGAUCUUUAUUGAAAGGAUAUUCGGAAUAUGGUCGUUUAUCAGUUUCGUCUCUUCAAGACUAUUAAUCCAAUUUUAACCAAAGUCAAUACAUUGAUGUAAGAAACGAGAGUUGACAUUGAUAUUCAACAUUUUUACAAGAUCGUUCCAUGCAUUCCUAGAAAAUGUAAACCAUAGAAUCGCGAAACCAUACCCAGAUAAAAUUGGAUAUACUUAGAACAUUCUUUUAACAUGCUAGAAGGGUAUGUGAAUAUUCCAAACAUCCAUAGAAAGUUCCAUGAAUAUAUACGUUCGUCUGGCACAUUUUCACCUUUGUUUAACAAACGCAGGUAUACCGUUUUAUUUAAGAGAAACGUCACUCAUUUCGCCAUAAAAAAAAAGUGUAUAUUGGGGUAAAGUGGAAGAGCCUCGGGAAGAGCAGACCAAUUAGUCUGAACUUCACCCUUUCAGUAUUGUAUAUUUGAUAUAUCGUUAUGCCUUAUUUUUCAUUUUUGUGUUGUUACUUUUGUAUAUAAUAUGUGAAUAAAGGUCAUUAUUAUUAUUAUUCCAAGAAUAUUCAGCAAUGAAUAUACUGAGAACACACUAUUAACAUAUUCCUCAAUCUUUCGGUAUUGAAUAUUCUGUUACAAUAUUCCCUGGAUGUACGGGGGGUAUUC